AUGGAGCCUCUUUGCUUGCAGGAACCCGUGACCUUCGUGGAGGUGGCCAUGUAUUUCAGCAGGGAGGAGUGGGAGCUGCUGGAUCCUGCACAGCGAGCGCUCUACCGGGACGUGAUGCUGGAGAUGUAUGAGUCCAUAACUUCACUGGGUGAGGGCUUUAACCAAUGUGAUGAGUGUGGAAGAAUCUUUAAAAGUCAUUCCCAUCUUGUUAAGCACCAGCGCAUCCACACAGGAGACAGACCCUACAAGUGCCCUGAGUGUGGUAAGAGCUUCAGAAGAAACUCUAACCUCACUUACCACCAGCGGUCUCACACAGGAGAGAGACCUCACAAGUGCUCACAGUGUGAGAAGAGCUUCAAAUGCAGUUCACAACUCGCCUACCACCACCGCUCUCACACGGGAGAGAGAGCUCACAAGUGCUCACAGUGUGAGAAGAGCUACAGAAGAAGAGCAGAUCUCAUCUACCACCAGCGCUCUCACACAGGAGAGAGACCUCACAAGUGCUCACAGUGUGAGAAGAGCUUCAAAUGCAGUUCACAACUCGCCUACCACCAGCGCUUUCACACAGGAGAGAGACCCUACAAGUGCUCACAGUGUGAGAAGAGCUUCAGAAGCAGCUCUGAACUUACCUACCAUCACCACUUUCACACAGGAGAGAGACCUCACAAGUGCUCACAGUGUGAGAAGAGCUACAGAAGAAGAGCAGAUCUCAUCUACCACCAGCGCUUUCACACAGGAGAGAAGCCCUACAAGUGCCCUGAGUGUGGGAAGAGCUUUAGAAGCAGUUCUCAACUCCUUGUGCACAAACUGACCCACACAGCAGAGAGACCCUACACAUGCCCCGAUUGUGAGAAGAGCUUCAAAAGCAGUUCUGUACUCGAGUUGCACAUACGGACCCACACAGGAGAGAGACCCUACAAGUGCCCUGAGUGUGGGAAGAGUUUCAAAAGCAGUUCUCAGCUCCUUUUGCACAAAGUGAUCCACUCAGGAGAGAGACCCUACAAGUGCCCUGAUUGUGAGAAGAGCUUCAAAAGGAGUUCUGUACUUGAGUUGCACAAACGGAUCCACACAGGAGAGAGACCCUACACAUGCCCUGAGUGUGGGAAGAGCUUCAAAAGUAGUUCUGUACUUAAUUUCCACAAACGGAUCCACACAGGAGAGAGACCCUACAAAUGUCCUGUUUGUGAGAAGAGCUUCAAAAGGAGUUCUGUUCUCAAUUCGCACAAACGGAUCCACACAGGAGAGAGACCCUACAAGUGCCCUGAUUGUGAGAAGAGCUUCAAAAGGAGUUCUGUACUCAAGUUGCACAAACGGAUCCACACAGGAGAGAGACCCUACAAGUGCCCUGAUUGUGAGAAGAGCUUCAAGAGCAGGUCCGAGGUUAUUAUCCACCAGCGCAUCCACACAGGAGAGAGACCCUACAAGUGCCCUGAGUGUGCAAAGGGCUUCAAAAGCAGUUCUGAACUUAGAUCCCACAAGCGCGUCCACAAAGGAGACAAGCCGUAGUAGUGCCUUGAGUGUGGGAAGAGCUUCCGCCAGAGCUCGAAGCUGCAUGAACUCAUUAAAUAUCAGCAAAUCCACGUGGGAGAAAGACCCUACAAGUUCCAGUUUGACAUCUACCUUUCACCUGUGAUUGUUCCAGCCUGCAGGAGGGCAGGAAAUGGCCGCGGCACAUCCAGCUCAGAGAAGCCACUGGGACUGGAGGUUCUGUCAUCAACAGGCUGCUUCUACAUGGAGCCUCUUUGCUUGCAGGAACCCGUGACCUUCGUGGAGGUGGCCGUGUAUUUCAGCAGGGAGGAGUGGGAGCUGCUGGAUCCUGCACAGCGAGCGCUCUACCGGGACGUGAUGCUGGAGAUGUAUGAGUCCAUAACUUCACUGGAAGGGGAAGAUCCCUGGAUCCCAGAUCUGCAUGGCGUGGAGGAUGUGACAGGAGACCUCAGCCCAGGUGACAGGAUCACAAAAGCAAAGGAGACUCUUCAGAAAAGUGGCAUGGCCCAAAGGCAGUUGAAUGGUGACUCUGUGGGAAAAAUCAGAAGGGGCGUCCAAAAGGGCCUGGAGCAUGGAAAGCAUCUCAAGAAGCCACUGAAAACCCAUCCAGGAAAUCGAGCAAGGAAUCCCCUAGAUGGCAGCAAAGGUCAAAAAGAGCCUAAAGAACUGACAAUGAAGCAAGCCUGCCAGAAGAAAAUGGAGAACCAGUGUGAUGAGUGUGGAAGAAUCUUUAAAAGUCAUUCCCAUCUUGUUAAGCACCAGCGCAUCCACACAGGAGACAGACCCUACAAGUGCCCUGAGUGUGGUAAGAGCUUCAGAAGAAACUCUAACCUCACUUACCACCAGCGCUCUCACACAGGAGAGAGACCUCACAAGUGCUCACAGUGUGAGAAGAGCUUCAAAUGCAGUUCACAACUCGCCUACCACCACCGCUCUCACACGGGAGAGAGAGCUCACAAGUGCUCACAGUGUGAGAAGAGCUACAGAAGAAGAGCAGAUCUCAUCUACCACCAGCGCUCUCACACAGGAGAGAGACCUCACAAGUGCUCACAGUGUGAGAAGAGCUUCAAAUGCAGUUCACAACUCGCCUACCACCAGCGCUUUCACACAGGAGAGAGACCCUACAAGUGCUCACAGUGUGAGAAGAGCUUCAGAAGCAGCUCUGAACUUACCUACCAUCACCACUUUCACACAGGAGAGAGACCUCACAAGUGCUCACAGUGUGAGAAGAGCUACAGAAGAAGAGCAGAUCUCAUCUACCACCAGCGCUUUCACACAGGCGAGAAGCCCUACAAGUGCCCUGAGUGUGGGAAGAGCUUCAGAAGCAGUUCUCAACUCCUUGUGCACAAACUGACCCACACAGCAGAGAGACCCUACACCUGCCCCGAUUGUGAGAAGAGCUUCAAAAGCAGUUCUGUACUCGAGUUGCACAUACGGACCCACACAGGAGAGAGACCCUACAAGUGCCCUGAGUGUGGGAAGAGUUUCAAAAGCAGUUCUCAGCUCCUUUUGCACAAAGUGAUCCACUCAGGAGAGAGACCCUACAAGUGCCCUGAUUGUGAGAAGAGCUUCAAAAGGAGUUCUGUACUUGAGUUGCACAAACGGAUCCACACAGGAGAGAGACCCUACACAUGCCCUGAGUGUGGGAAGAGCUUCAAAAGUAGUUCUGUACUUAAUUUCCACAAACGGAUCCACUCAGGAGAGAGACCCUACAAAUGUCCUGUUUGUGAGAAGAGCUUCAAAAGGAGUUCUGUACUCAAUUCGCACAAACGGAUCCACACAGGAGAGAGACCCUACAAGUGCCCUGAUUGUGAGAAGAGCUUCAAAAGGAGUUCUGUACUCAAGUUGCACAAACGGAUCCACACAGGAGAGAGACCCUACAAGUGCCCUGAUUGUGAGAAGAGCUUCAAGAGCAGGUCCGAGGUUAUUAUCCACCAGCGCAUCCACACAGGAGAGAGACCCUACAAGUGCCCUGAGUGUGCAAAGGGCUUCAAAAGCAGUUCUGAACUUAGAUCCCACAAGCGUGUCCACAAAGGAGACAAGCCGUAG
Molecule: messenger RNA, 3537 nt
Organism: Cygnus atratus (black swan)
Lineage: Eukaryota; Metazoa; Chordata; Aves; Anseriformes; Anatidae
Product: zinc finger protein 665-like
Exons: 7
Biological process (GO): regulation of transcription by RNA polymerase II
Molecular function (GO): DNA-binding transcription factor activity; RNA polymerase II cis-regulatory region sequence-specific DNA binding
Source: RefSeq, a predicted model, not a curated record